Molecule: messenger RNA, 720 nt
Organism: Angiostrongylus costaricensis
Lineage: Eukaryota; Metazoa; Nematoda; Chromadorea; Rhabditida; Metastrongylidae
Source: the annotation of a GenBank genome assembly
AUGAGCGUGCUUCAACGUCGUGUUACCACUGGUUCACGUUUGGCUCGUUUUCCGUCACAGACUUCGUCGGAUCAGCAACAACAGCAAGGUGCACGAACGGGCAAAUCGUCAUUGGUUGGACGAUUUCUGGAUAAUGAUUUCGAGGAUCGGUACAUCCCGACAAUUGAAAAUUUUUAUAGAAAAUUGUACAAAAUUAAAAGUGAGAUCCAUCAGUUAGAUAUCAUUGACUGCUCAGGAAAUGAUCCAUUUCCAGCCGCUCGAAGACUCAGUUACAUUUCAGGUGACAUGUUUCUCAUUGUGUCCUCUGUGGACAACGCUGAUUCGGUGACGCAUAUGCUCGACAUUAGAAAACAAAUCAAUGAAUGCAAAGCAUCACGAGGAGUGGCCAGCAGUAGUGAUACACCUUGUGUCUUCAUCCUAAAUAAAGUCGAUCUUCCAGAAAAUCGUUGGCAAAUUACCGAGAAAGAGGCCUGUGAUUUAAUCAACAAUACUACCGGACCCAAUGAUGUACUUGUAGUUUGUUCAGCGGCAACAAAUCUUAACAUUGACAAGGCUUUUGAGAAGCUAUUUGCUCUGAACAAAUGUCCAAAACACAUGAAUCCAGAAGUGCACAAGAAACUGCGCAAUGAGCUUUCGGCCGAUGAAGGGACAGGCCGUCGCCAUAUUUUGCGACGAAUGAGGAGUCGUUUCUCAAGAGAACACGAAGAUCUCACCACGUAA